AUGACUGAUAAUAACGAUAAUGUGGAUAAUAAGGUUCCAGCUGAAGUAAUGAACCGAGAAAUUACUGAUCUUGAAGACUCAGUAAACGAAAAUGUUGAUACCGUGUUCCCUUUCAAUAGUGAAGGAGAAAUGCGAACUGUUUUUAAUGAUCCAGUAAAUUUUAAUGUGAAACACCCACUUUUCAACGCAUGGACGUUAUGGUUUGAUAAUCCUGGUAAAAAAGCAAGUGUAACAAGUUGGUCUCUGAAUCUUAAGGAGUUAAUUACAUUCGAUUCCGUGGAAGAGUUUUGGGGAGUUUACAAUAAUGUAGUCAAGGCUAGUGAUUUAUCAUCUGGAUCUAAUUAUCAUCUUUUUAAACGGGGAAUAAAACCAAUGUGGGAAGAUCCAGUAAAUGAAUAUGGUGGGAAAUGGGUUGUUCAAUUUAUGCGAAAUAAGACUGGAGAAGAUAUCAAUACACUUUGGCUUUAUACAAUGCUAGCUUGCAUUGGGGAAGAAUUUGAUUAUGCAGAUGAAGUUUGCGGUGCUGUAGUAUCUGUUAGGAAAAUCUUUUACAGAAUUUCUUUGUGGACGCGAUCAUCAGACAAUAAAGAAAUUUGUAUGACUCUUGGGCAUUUUGAAGGCUUGGAAAAUGAUUUUAGUCCCCGAAGCUUUCUCCCUUCUCUUUCCCAUAAUGCAAAGGAUGAUUUUUCGUUCAAUAAGACGGAAGGCGGCCUCAAUCCUCAACAAAGCGUUAAGGGUGAUUAUGAAACUUCUUCCGGUAAGCUUCAUUUAAAUCUGGGUGAAAAGCCAGGGACAACUCGUCUCAAUGUCAAAAACAACUCAGUUCCUAAUGUCUCACCUUGA
This is a messenger RNA of Funneliformis mosseae, 843 nucleotides long. The record is from the annotation of a GenBank genome assembly. Lineage: Eukaryota; Fungi; Glomeromycota; Glomeromycetes; Glomerales; Glomeraceae.